AUGUCGCCGUCAUUGCAAGAGCUGUUUGUCUCCUACAGUGGAAACAGGACAGCGGGCGAAAUAUUGACAUCGUUUGUUCUUGUUUCCUCUGGGACAUGGCUGGCUUAUCACCUGGUCAAGGUGAUCUACAAUCUGUUUUUCCACCCUCUUGCGCACAUUCCUGGACCUCUGCUAUCGAGGGCCACAUACAUACCAGAAUUCUGGUACGAUGUUGUGAGGUCAGGGCUCUACACCAAGCAGAUCCAGAAGAUGCAUGAUAAAUAUGGACCAAUCGUCCGGAUCAAUCCUCACGAAGUCCACUGCGCUGAUCGUCACUUCAUUGACGAGAUAUACGCAGGAGGCAGCAGAAAGCGAGACAAGCCAAUGCAUCAAGUGCGAGGCAGUGGGGUUGCCGAAAACGCGACCUUUUCUACAACCAGCCACGACCUCCACCGCGUGCGCCGAAACGCCCUGAACAAGUUCUUUUCUCGCGCCCAAGUCUUCCGUCUUGAGCCGACCAUCCGAGAUCUGGCCGAGCGUCUCUGUGACAAGAUUCUCACGGUCGGAAAAGAGGCCCCGUUCGACGUCACUACCGCCUUGAGCUUGUUUACCACCGAUGUCAUCACGGGCUACUGCCUCGGUGACAACCUGGGACUGGUAGCUCAGAAAGGUUGGGAGCCAAACUUCCGAGAGCCUCUGUAUGCGCAGCUGAAAUUGGUGUACUUGUUUCGUUUCAUUCCAUGGCUGAAACACGCCGGGUUUGCAAUGGCCAUGUUCACUCGCCGUCUGUCAGAAGACAUGGAGACUCUCUUCAACGUGCUUAUCGUCGACAUGCCAAAUUACGUUAAGCGUGCUCAAGCAAAUCUUGACAAGGGUGUUGACGACAGCGAGAAAACAGUUUUCGGCUCGGUUUUGCAAAACAAGGAUUUGCCGCCAGCCGAAAAGACGCUCCAGCGCCUGGUGGAAGAAGGCUUUUCCCUCUUCGUGGCAGGCACGGAAACGGUCAGCUGGGCGUUGACGGUCAUCACCUAUCAUGUCCUGACGAAGCCGGAGAUCUUGAGAAAACUAACAGAUGAGGUGAGGGAGGUUGUGAGAGCAAACAAUGGCGAAGUGCCAGACUGGAAAACGUUGGAGGGGCUUCCCUAUUUGGGUGCUGUCCUUUACGAGGGUCUGAGGUUGUCGUAUGGUCUCGCCAGCCGCAGCUCUCGCGUUGCUCCUACCGAGGACCUUUUCUAUCAAGGGACCUGGAGGCGACCGGGCGCCAACAAGGAAGAAAAGGCCCAGUACGUGAUUCCCAGGGGUUAUGCGAUCGGCAUGUCUGCCGUGAUCACUCAUCACGACGAGAGCAUUUUCCCCGACUCCCACUCCUUCAUUCCGGAACGGUGGCUCGAUGAGAAGAAUCAGCAUCGGAAGGACCUUGACCGAGCGUUGCUGAGCUUCUCCAAGGGAAGCAGAGGUUGUAUUGGUAUCAAUCUCGCGUACUGUGAGCUUUACGUCCUUUUAGCUCUUCUGGUAGAUCGAGUGUUCCCAACCAUGGAGCUGUACGCAACAACAGAAGCGGACAUUGCUUGGGACCAUGACUUUUUCAACCCCUUCCCAGUGUGGGGCAGUCAAGGUGUUAGGGCUGUGAUUAAGGGGUAACGGGAGCUUAGCGGAUCUUGGUGUGGGGAGGAAUGCCCAAAGACGUGGAGAUGAGUAAGGUACCCGUAGUUUGCUGUGGAUCUAGCCAACUGUCUGCAAGAAAUCCCUUGUACCUUCACCACCGUCCUUAGCUGGCUUUUGGUAACCUCGAUGUCUCACACUUGGCUUGGGUGUGGCUCUGAUGGACACAACCCAUAUGUGCAUGCCCUGCACAAAGCUUGUUUCAAUCCCAG
Podospora pseudocomata is the source of this 1853-nucleotide messenger RNA. RefSeq lists its product as uncharacterized. NCBI's taxonomy places the organism in Eukaryota, Fungi, Ascomycota, Sordariomycetes, Sordariales, Podosporaceae. The coding region runs from base 1 to 1620 and encodes 539 amino acids. Gene Ontology annotation, molecular function: heme binding; oxidoreductase activity, acting on paired donors, with incorporation or reduction of molecular oxygen; iron ion binding. The record is from RefSeq and is a predicted model, not a curated record. The transcript is spliced from 5 exons.